Messenger RNA from Xiphias gladius (swordfish), 600 nucleotides. RefSeq names its product prominin 1a (gene prom1a). Gene Ontology annotation, molecular function: cholesterol binding. NCBI's taxonomy places the organism in Eukaryota, Metazoa, Chordata, Actinopteri, Istiophoriformes, Xiphiidae. Gene Ontology annotation, cellular component: prominosome; cilium; microvillus. The coding region runs from base 1 to 600 and encodes 199 amino acids. The record is from RefSeq and is a predicted model, not a curated record. The transcript is spliced from 8 exons.
AUGGAAACAGGUAUUGAGUUUGUGAAUAAAGGAGUGACUGCAGUGGACCUGCUCUCAUUCGCCAGAGAGCUGGAGGCCCAGACAGACCUGAUGCCCCGAGGCUCUCUGCAGACCGCUCUGAAAGGCCACAUCGGCACUCUGCGACAGAUCCACAGUCAACAGAUCACCCCCAUGGAGCAGGCCAUGAGUGCAUUGAACCAGAGUAUGAGGUUCCUGGAGAGAACAGCCUCAGAUCUGCCAAACAAAGUCUUGGCGGUUCUCGAUGCCAUUGAAGCUGCCCAGUAUCUCAUCUCCCAGAAUGCUACACAUUUAAUCAAUCGGGAAACAGGAAAAUACACUGCGACCAUAGUUGGCUACUUCCAUCAAUACAUAGAAUGGGUCAAAACAUCUCUGGCUAUGGAGGUUGCACCAUGCAAGCCCUUCAGCAACAUGGUGGACACGGCGGAAAUCAUAGCUUGCAGUUUCUUGGUCGACUCUAUGAACACUUUCUGGAUGGGCCUGGGCUGCAGCACUCUCUUCCUGCUCCCCAGCAUCAUCCUGGCAGUGAAACUGGCCAAGUACUACCGCAGGAUGGAAACAGAGGAUGUUUACGAUGAGUGA